Molecule: messenger RNA, 3053 nt
Organism: Polychytrium aggregatum
Lineage: Eukaryota; Fungi; Chytridiomycota; Chytridiomycetes; Polychytriales
Exons: 9
Coding region: 30-3053 (1007 amino acids)
Source: RefSeq, a predicted model, not a curated record
CUCCAGGUCUCUCUGCAGUCCUUGCAGCCAUGUAUACCACCCCGACGCCCUCCAGCGGCUCCACCGGCACCAAGCGCAAACUCGAUCCUUCCUCUCCAGACCAAGAUCCGAGUGCACUUGCGGAUGCCGCCCGCCCUGGCCAUCCCUCCGACCGUGAAAAUAUAUCAACCCCUCCCUCAAAGCGUCAGGCGACUUCGUCGGGCUUCAUCGGUCUUCUCCAGACCUUUGCCAGUCCCGUCUUCAAGCUUCUGACACCGUCUAAACCGAGAACCCAAACUCCGGCGUCCUCAGUGUCAUCUCGCUCCGACGGGGCUUCGUCUCCUCCAACCACUUCGAGCUCGCCUGUUGAACCAGCGCCCAAGCUGAUGAGCUUGCACAGACUGCCUCCAUCAGCCCGUCCUGUUCCGGAACGCAGCGUAUUUGGGAAGCCGCAGGACGAGAGCAUCGCAGAUGAAGUCGAGUCCCUCCUGAAUCAGCACGGCCCUCUGAAGCGCAAGACAGAGGAGUCAGACCCGCUCCCCAAACCUGCCGAGUCCUCCGCUGCGGUGCCCUCCACCCGGCCCAACUUUGACGGCCUUGCCAGCACGCCGUCAUUUAGCUCAAAGUUCACUUUCACCUUUGCUCCGCACCCAUCCAAGUCCGAGGCCGAGCCCUUGGCAAAUGUGCUGUCGGAUCUGACACGCGAACACGUCGGCUCUCCUCCCAAGCGAACAAACGAACUUCUGGCGAGCUUCUUCAGUCGGAAGGGCGACCAAAAAUUGACCAACGACGAGGCAAAGAAAAUCAUUGGAAUCUUGCAAACCCAAGCCGAGCCCAGUAAGGUCAUCUUUGGCUCCUCAAUCACCUCUGUUCCUUCAGCCACAGCCCCUCUCUCCUCCAGCAGCGCCCGCAAAGCAAUCCUGACCCCCGGAAAGCCCUCUCGAUUCGCAAGCGCCACGGCAAAACCUCCUACCAAAGCCAUCUUCCGGACGAACAGCUCUCGCCCAUUUGGCCUCGGCAUCGGAUCAUUGAACAGCGUGCCGACAUCUGUCCCUGCACCCUUGACUCCCUCUACUUCAACUUCCUCUGAGAAGAAGGCGCUGUCAGCAGUGCUCCAGAGUGGCAAGCGCUCCAAAGUCUCCGACCCCGUUGAGGGUGCAGGUGACAUCAAGCCCGCACCGGCCAUCCUUGAGUCUCUCUCGGACCAAAUCGCGCCGCCAAAAUUGACAACAGCACCCAGAUCUGCGACGGCGAAGAAGUUACUGGAGAUUCUCGACAGCAGCGAUGCCCCGGCUCAGCCAAUGAAGCCUCUGGCGUCUGUGACGCGGAAAGAAUCGAUGCUGAAAACAAACUCAAAGAAGAUCGUGGCAAAGGUCAUGUCGUCCAUCGACUUGGAUGGUGACAUUGAGAAGAUCAAACAAGCAGUGACUGAGUCGUCAGAGCUGUGGAAGAAACCCUCGGAUACUCCCAAAAAGCUCCAGCCUGUUUUCUCGUUCCCAUCGCCUGCAGUCGAGAAAAAGUCUGUCCAGCCGGUGGUACUUGUGACCGAGACUGCCCCCCUUCCGUCUUCAAGCGCAGCAGAGUCUGCAACAUUCCGUGCAUCCGAGGCAAGCAAAACCCUCGCUAGCUUCAAUAGGGAAGCCAAGGCCUCCGAGCCCUCCUCGGUGAAACCAUCCCUCCCAGCCUUCAGCUUCUCAACGCCCACUGCAAGCUUUUCAUUUGGACAACCGCCGCCGUCUCAGUCCGACUUUCCAGCGACUGCAAAGAGCGACGUAAGCUCGAUAUCUUCGGCGCCCAAAGCCGAUGUACCUGCAUCGUCCAUCCUCGCUCGGCUGGGCCCUGCUCCGAUCGCAUCUGCUCCACUCCCAGCUCCACAGUCACAAUCACAGACGGUCGAGGAGUCGCUCUCCAAGGUUUCCUCCCUUUCCCAUGCACAGCUGCCUCUGUUCUCAUUCAGAGCAGUGUUUCCCUCUGCCCUGCGGUUCGCCGACAAAUCGAUCCGUGAGUCUGCGGCCCAGGCGCCGAGAGAGUCCCUCCAGACCUUCAUUUUCGAUAAGGUCAGCAGUUCACCAAUCGCAGUGUCGGCUGCAACCUCUGCUUCCUCGGGGGGAUUCGAUUGGUCCAAAGCCGGCAUGAAGAAACCCGAAGCUGAGGCUGGAUCAUGGAAGUGCAAGACCUGCGAUUGCUCCAACAAGGAAGAUGCGACCAAAUGCAUUUCGUGCGAAGAGCCUAACCCCAGCAAGAAGGCUGCCGCGCCAACGUUUGGAUUUGGUGCUGCCUCCGUGUCUUCUGCACCAACCACUGCUCCCUCAGGGGGAUUCGAUUGGUCCAAAGCCGGCAUGAAGAAACCCGAAGCUGAGGCUGGAUCAUGGAAGUGCAAGACCUGCGAUUGCUCCAACAAGGAAGAUGCGACCAAAUGCAUUUCGUGCGAAGAGCCUAACCCCAGCAAGAAGGCUGCCGCGCCAACGUUUGGAUUUGGUGCUGCCUCCGUGUCUUCUGCACCAACCACUGCUCCCUCAGGGGGAUUCGAUUGGUCCAAAGCCGGCAUGAAGAAACCCGAAGCUGAGGCUGGAUCAUGGAAGUGCAAGACCUGCGAUUGCUCCAACAAGGAAGAUGCGACCAAAUGCAUUUCGUGCGAAGAGCCUAACCCCAGCAAGAAGGCUGCCGCUCCGACAUUCGGAUUUGGUGCUCCCUCGACUAUGUCGGCUGCAACCUCUGCUCCCUCAGGGGGAUUCGACUGGUCCAAAGCCGGCAUGAAGAAACCCGAAGCUGAGGCUGGAUCAUGGAAGUGCAAGACCUGCGAUUGCUCCAACAAGGAAGAUGCGACCAAAUGCAUUUCGUGCGAAGAGCCUAACCCCAGCAAGAAGACUGCCGCUCCAGCAUUUGGAUCUGGUGCAGCCAACUCCUCCACUGGCUUUAGCUUUGGUGCUCCAUCAGGGGGCUUCACCUUCGGCAGCGGCUCCAGCGGUGCUGGCGGCUUUCAGUUUGGAAGCGCUGGCGGAUUCGCAUUCGGGUCAACAGACACAGCGUCCUCCGGAACCACCUUUGGUUUCGGUGUGCCCAAAACAGAUUGA